AUGGCAUCAACACAAAAACCAAACUGUGACACAAUAACAUCGCCUCUCCUCCAACUUCCAGCAGAGCUACGUCUCAAAAUCUACGAAUAUGCCCUCUCCGUACCAAACGAGUACCUGGAGAAACCAAUGAUCGUAGUAGACGAUCGCGGCAAAACAUUUACAUCUCGUGGCCAAUACAGAGCCCUAAAAAUGAAUCCUCGCUGGGAAGGGGACGACGGCACCACUCGCAAACUUCUAGCAGUGAAUCGCCAAAUCCACGACGAAGCAGAAGACUACCUUUACUCAACGCAUACCAUCUUCUUCCGCAACUCCUUCAAUCUAGACCGCCUAGAUGAAUUCCUGGAUACGCUGAGCGCGACAGCACGCGCCCGAAUCCACAGCGUGGGCUUCGAAGUCUUCUUCUUCGUGCAUACGCAGAACGGCGUGCCGAAGCGCACGCUCCGAGAAUACGAGCACGCUGGCCGGACUCUCUCGCAGAAAUUGCCCUGCUGGCAUAGUGCACUGCUGUAUCUCGAUCCGCGCUUCUAUUACCCUUCUGCUAAUGUUGGGGGUCGGGAUCUCACGGCGCGAGGGGUAUUUGAUCUUGCGACGCGUUUCGGGGCGCUUUGUAAGGAUGUGAGUUUUAUUCCGUUACCGAAUGGGGACCAGCAUCUUCUUGAAGAGGCUCAGCAGUUUGUUUGGAGGAGUCGGUCGCCGCCUCGAUCAUUGGAUGAUCGGCGGGUUAUCAAGGGUUGUUCUUCUGCCGAUUCGAAGAAAUUGGUCACGCCAAGCCGGUUUCGGUGUACGUCAUCUGUUUUAUGA
This is a messenger RNA of Penicillium soppii, 801 nucleotides long. RefSeq lists its product as uncharacterized. NCBI's taxonomy places the organism in Eukaryota, Fungi, Ascomycota, Eurotiomycetes, Eurotiales, Aspergillaceae. The record is from RefSeq and is a predicted model, not a curated record. The coding region runs from base 1 to 801 and encodes 266 amino acids. The transcript has a single exon.